This is a messenger RNA of Bipolaris sorokiniana ND90Pr, 923 nucleotides long. RefSeq lists its product as uncharacterized. The transcript has 2 exons. NCBI's taxonomy places the organism in Eukaryota, Fungi, Ascomycota, Dothideomycetes, Pleosporales, Pleosporaceae. The record is from RefSeq and is a predicted model, not a curated record. The annotation marks the transcript as partial.
CUACAUAAUAAAUUAUAUUUUUUAGGUUUUAUCUUAUUUUAUUACGUUGUUAUGGCUCAAUUGCACAAAACGUUAGGUCAAGUUUGGUGGGGUGGGCCACUUACUGAUGUGGGCCGCUUACUGAUAAAAUACGUUACACUAUGAGAUACUUAGUAAUACUUAUAAGAAAUAAGUCUAGCGGUUUCUAAAAGUAGGGGGUAAGGGCUAUGCUGACAAGAGCUAGAGCAACUAAGGAAAAGCCUGCGCUAAGCGAGACAGGGGUGAGCGUGGGAUGACAACUAAGCUGCGUGCGCAAAGCGGAAGCUGCAAGUGCAUGAGAGUGUAUAAGUACCCAAUAGCUUUGAUGACUAGCUGCGGCGUGCUCAGAAUCGUUCUAAGGCUGUUUCGUCCGGAUGGGUUGGCGAAGAUGCGGUUCCGGAGGUCCUUAUGCCUGCUACAGUGCAGGAGGAAGUGGGCGACGGUUUGCUGUCUCUCUCCAUAACUGCAGCGGAGACUGGUAACGGUCGGGACGUGUCGGCUGAAGAAGAAGUCAUUCAGACCUACCUUCUCGGUUCGCAGCUGCACCAGCAGCACGCUUUCCCUUUUGCUAAGCCUUUCGUGGAGCUGCAGCACUUUCUUGGUGAGCGUCAGCAUGUGUCUGUAUGUCCCGCGGCCUGUCUUGUCUUCCAUGCGCUGAUUCACGCCCUUUCUGCCUGUGUCUUGCACCACCUUCUGAGCGUUGUUCUGAGCGUUCUGAGCGGGUACAGCUGCGAGGGCGGGUUUGCUGGUAGCUGGCUGCGGCCGUCCUCUCUCCAUCCAGUUGCCUCCUUGGCGGCCUGGUCGGUGGCCUCAUUUCCGGGGGUGCCUACGUGGGCCGGUAUCUCUCAGACAGUCACGAGCGCUUGGCAAAGCGCCGCACAGUCACACAGCCACGGUCCUAGCGU